Molecule: messenger RNA, 1431 nt
Organism: Hippopotamus amphibius kiboko
Lineage: Eukaryota; Metazoa; Chordata; Mammalia; Artiodactyla; Hippopotamidae
Product: PRAME family member 15-like
Exons: 3
Coding region: 1-1431 (476 amino acids)
Biological process (GO): negative regulation of DNA-templated transcription; negative regulation of apoptotic process; negative regulation of cell differentiation
Cellular component (GO): cytoplasm
Source: RefSeq, a predicted model, not a curated record
AUGAGUGUCUGGACCCCACCCAGACUUGUGGAUCUAGCGGGGAUGAACCUGCUAAGGGAAGAUGCCUUGGCCUUUUCUGCUCUGGAGGAUUUACCCACGGAGCUCUUCCCACCACUGUUCAUGGAGGCCUUUGAUGGGAGAUGCAUUGAGACCUUGAAGGCCAUGGUACAAGCCUGGCCUUUUGUCCGUCUGCCUCUGGGGGCCCUGAUAGACAUGCCCCAUGUGGGGCCCUUACAAGCAGUGCUGGAAGCACUUGAUGUUAUGCUUGGCCAGAAGGUUCGCUCCAGGAGGUGCAAACUUCGGGUACUAGAUUUACGAAACACUGGCCAGAACUUCUGGAGCAUGUGGUCUGGAGCCAGCACUCACGGGUGCUCAAGCUCACGAAUAGCACCAGUGGCUGAGCACAGGUCAAGGACAAAGCAGCCCUUGGCCUCAUUAAGGGUUUUCAUAGACCUUAGUCUGAAGAAAAGGACCCUGGACAACUUCCUCACCUACCUCCUCAGGUGGGUGGAGCAGAGAAAAGAUUCCAUACACCUGUGUUGUAAGAAGCUGAAGAUCUUUGCAAUGCCCAUGGAAAACAUUAUGAAGGUCCUGAGCAUGGUGCAGCUGGACUGUAUCCAGGAGGUGCAAGUGAAAUGCAUUUGGCACCUGUCCACCCUGGCCAUGUUUGCUCCCAUCCUGGGCAAGAUGAGUAAUUUGCAGAGACUUCUUCUCUCUCACAUCUACACAUCUGCCUCUGAGAAGCAGGAGCGGCGUCACGUUCUCCAAAUCACCUCUCAGUUCCUGAGGCUGGACCAUCUUCGGGAUCUCCAUCUGGAAUCUCCCUCCUUCCUUGAAGGCUGCCUGGAUCAGAUGCUCAGGUGCCUGAAGAACCCCUUGGACAAUCUCUCAAUAACCAACUGCCUGCUUUCAGAAUCAGACCUGACCCAUCUGUCCCAGUGCCAGAACAUCAGUCAGCUGAAAGGCCUGGAUCUGCGUGGUGUCACGCUGACCGACUUUAGUCCUGAGGUCCUCCAAGUUCUGCUGGAGAAAGUUGCAGCCACCCUCCAGGAACUGGACUUAGAUCUGUGUGGGAUCAGGGACUCCCAAUUUGAGGCCCUCCUGACUGCCCUGAGCCACUGCUCUCAGCUCAGUUACUUCAGCCUGUGUGGGAACCUCCUCUCCAUGAGUGUCAUGGAGAAGAUGCUGCGACACACAGCUGAGCUGCCUUUAAGUCAAGAGCGAUACCCUGCUCCUCAGGAGAGUUACAGCCCUCUGGGUGCUCCCCUCGAAGGGAGACUUGCCCAGCUUCAGGCAGAGCUGUUGGAGAUUCUAGGAGACUUAGGACGGCCCAGGACCAUCUGGAUUAGCCUCAGCCCCUGCCCUCAGUGUGGUGAUGAAAUAUGCUAUCACAUGGAGCCCAUUAUAUAUAGCUGUACUACCCCUGCCUAG